UAUCUGUGUGAGUGAUAUUCUCUCUUCUUAUCAUAUAUGCCGCCGCACAUGGUCGGCUUCCUCCUCUCCCGUCGUUCUACGCUCCAUAGAGAGAGACAAACAGAGGAGAAAGAUUUUGAGGCGACGGUGUGGGUGAGGCAUGGAUGCGAGCAUUCUUCGAGCCCAAAAUCUGAAGUUCUGUUCCAUAUCUUUCAGCCCACGCCCUCUUCUUCGUCCCGCUUUUCUCGCAAAUCUCAACUUCAUGAGAAAGUUUUAUCCGCCGCCUCCAAAAAACUCAUGUAGUCAAGUUAUAGUGCGUUCACAAACCAAUGGUACCACUGGGUCUAAUGGUGUGGCUUCAUGCGACAAAAUUCUUCAAGUGGUUUUAGUUUCUCCUCAGAUUCCUGGGAACACUGGAUGUAUUGCUAGAACAUGUGCAGCGUCAGCUGUUGGUUUACAUCUUGUCGAGCCUUUAGGAUACAAAAUAGAUGACACCAAACUUAAGCGCGCUGGAUUGGAUUACUGGCCAUAUGUAGUGGUUAAAGUUCAUGGAUCAUGGACUGAAUUUCGAGAAUAUUUCUGGCAACAGGAGGGAGAAAAAAGAUUGUUAGCAUUCACCAAGAAAGGAACAAAUAUUCACUCCGACUUCUCGUACCGGCGAGGUGACUGGCUAGUAUUUGGAUCUGAGACUUGUGGCCUUCCACCUGAAACCUUACAAGACUGCAACAGAGAAGGGAUGGGGGGCGGCACCAUUCGCAUUCCGAUGGUCGACACCUACGUUCGCUGCCUCAACCUCUCUGUUAGUGUUGGGAUCUCUUUGUAUGAAGCAGCCAGGCAGCUGAAUUACGAACAGCUUCAGUUCCCCUCAGAUGCUGCUAGAGGAACCCAAAGUCUGUUUAUCACAGAAGAUAUAUUUGCUUAACUUCAACGCACAGGGAAUUCUUUUUUGUAUUAAAUAAUGGUUAGAAUUUUGAUGAAUCAGUGGGAACCAUUGGGAUGCAUUCCAUUUCAGGAUUUCUUUUUUUUUUAUUUAUAUAAUUUGGUGUUAUGUCUUAAAGAAUAAUUAUAGUUAGCUUUUCUUCUUCCU
This is a messenger RNA of Phalaenopsis equestris, 1066 nucleotides long. Its product is annotated as putative tRNA (cytidine(34)-2'-O)-methyltransferase. The record is from RefSeq and is a predicted model, not a curated record. The coding region runs from base 140 to 901 and encodes 253 amino acids. Gene Ontology annotation, molecular function: RNA methyltransferase activity; RNA binding. The transcript is spliced from 7 exons. NCBI's taxonomy places the organism in Eukaryota, Viridiplantae, Streptophyta, Magnoliopsida, Asparagales, Orchidaceae. Gene Ontology annotation, biological process: wobble position cytosine ribose methylation; wobble position uridine ribose methylation.